AUGGCCGAUUCAACUGUCGUCUCCAACACGGAGAAUCUCAUGAAGUACAUGUCUCUCGACCAGCGCGGUCGAUCGAUGGCUGAAUACAUCUGGAUUGACUCACAAGGCGGAACUCGCUCCAAGACCAAGACUCUCUCUAAGCCCGUUACCUCCGUUGACCAACUCCCCGAAUGGAACUUCGACGGUUCCUCCACCGCCCAGGCCCCCGGUGACAACUCCGAUGUCUACCUCCGCCCCGUCGCUAUCUUCCCCGACCCCUUCCGCCAGGGUGACAACAUUCUGGUUCUGUGCGAGACCUGGGAUGCCGAUGGAAGCCCCAACAAGUUCAACUUCCGUCACGACGCCGCCCGCCUGAUGGAGACCAACGCCAAGGAGGAGUUCUGGUUCGGCCUCGAGCAGGAGUACACUCUGCUCGGCACUGAUGGCUGGCCCUAUGGCUGGCCCCGUGGUGGUUUCCCCGGUGCCCAGGGCCCUUACUACUGUGGUGUCGGUACCGGCCGUGUCUACUGCCGUGACAUCGUCGAGGCUCACUACCGUGCUUGCCUGUAUGCCAACAUCAACAUCUCCGGUAUCAACGCUGAGGUCAUGCCCUCCCAGUGGGAGUACCAAGUCGGCCCCUGCCCCGGCAUUGACAUGGGUGACCACCUCUGGAUGUCCCGCUACAUCCUUCACCGAGUUGCUGAGGAGUUCGGAGUCCGCAUUUCGUUCGACCCCAAGCCUAUCAAGGGAGAAUGGAACGGUGCUGGUCUGCACAGCAAUGUCUCCACCGCUGCCACCCGUGCUGAGGGUGGUAUGAAGGCCAUCGAGGCUGUCAUGAAGAAGUUCGAGGCCCGCCACCUUGAGCACAUCGCCGUCUACGGUGAGGGCAACGAAGAGCGUCUCACUGGCCGCCACGAGACCGGUAACAUCGACAAGUUCUCAUAUGGUGUUGCUGACCGUGGUGGCUCCAUCCGUAUCCCUCGCCAAGUUGCGAAGGAUGGAAAGGGAUAUUUCGAGGACCGUCGUCCCGCAUCCAAUGCCGAUCCCUACCAAAUCACCGGUAUCAUCGUUGAGACGAUGUGUGGUGGCCUUUAA
Messenger RNA from Penicillium waksmanii, 1074 nucleotides. It is a transcript of the gene glnA, whose product is annotated as glutamate--ammonia ligase. NCBI's taxonomy places the organism in Eukaryota, Fungi, Ascomycota, Eurotiomycetes, Eurotiales, Aspergillaceae. Gene Ontology annotation, molecular function: glutamine synthetase activity. The transcript has 5 exons. Bases 1 to 1074 code for a protein of 357 amino acids. Gene Ontology annotation, cellular component: cytoplasm. The record is from RefSeq and is a predicted model, not a curated record.